Lathyrus oleraceus (garden pea) is the source of this 1605-nucleotide messenger RNA. Its product is annotated as cysteine synthase 2. The transcript has 6 exons. The coding region runs from base 91 to 1362 and encodes 423 amino acids. The record is from RefSeq and is a predicted model, not a curated record. Lineage: Eukaryota; Viridiplantae; Streptophyta; Magnoliopsida; Fabales; Fabaceae.
GGAAAGAUAAUACAGAGGGGGUGCAAAUAGAAACUUCCAAUUUAUUUAUUAGCAACAAGCCCAAAGGAUGGAGCUGUUAGUAUCCAAAAAAUGGCGCCCGUGGCAGCGAGAAGCGCCGGCGCUGUUGGUGCCGGAACCGCCAUCUUACUCUCUCUUGCCGUCGCGUAUUUCUUCUGCGAUCGUCGCUGCAAUUCAUCAAAAAACAAGAAGAAGAAAUCAAAGAAUGGAAUCCUUGCCGCCAUUGGUAACACUCCUUUGAUUCGAAUCAAUAGUCUCUCCGAUGCCACCGGUUGCGAAAUUCUUGGCAAGUGUGAGUUUUUGAACCCUGGAGGGAGUGUCAAGGAUCGUGUAGCAGUUCAAAUUAUUGAAGAGGCUUUAGAAUCUGGGCAGCUACGUAAAGGUGGUAUAGUUACUGAAGGGAGUGUCGGAAGCACUGCCAUUAGCUUUGCUACUGUUGCUCCUGCUUAUGGAUGCAAAUGCCAUGUGGUUAUUCCAGAUGAUGCUGCCAUUGAGAAGUCUCAAAUAAUUGAAGCUCUUGGGGCAAAUGUUGAAAGAGUACGGCCAGUGUCAAUCACUCACAAAGACCAUUUUGUCAAUAUUGCAAGAAGACGGGCAUCUGAAGCAAAUGAGUUUGCAUUUAAGCAUAGAAAAUCACAACCCAAUGGCACGGACUCGCAGCAAAUAAAUGGUUAUGAAUCUGACGGACACGACCACAACUCGCCCUUUCCUAAUGAUUGUCAAGGCGGCUACUUUGCUGAUCAGUUUGAGAACCUUGCAAACUUCAGGGCUCAUUACCAAGGUACAGGACCUGAGAUUUGGGAACAGACAAAUGGGAAGUUAGAUGCAUUCGUUGCAGGAGCAGGCACUGGUGGUACUGUGGCUGGUGUUUCCAAGUUUCUUCAGGAAAAGAAUCCAAACAUCAAGUGUUACCUCAUAGACCCUCCUGGUUCUGGCUUGUUUAAUAAGGUAACGAGGGGGGUAAUGUACACCAAAGAGGAGGCAGAAGGACGGAGACGUAAGAAUCCGUUUGACACUAUAACAGAAGGAAUUGGAAUUAACAGGCUAACAAGAAAUUUUGCAGAGGCAAAACUUGAUGGGGCCUUCAGAGCCACAGAUAUGGAAGCUGUUGAAAUGGCCAGGUUUCUUGUGAAGAAUGAUGGGCUUUUCCUUGGGAGUUCUUCUGCAUUGAACUGUAUUGGAGCAGUUAGAGCAGCACAAUCAUUAGGCCCUGGUCACACAAUUGUAACCAUUCUGUGUGACAGUGGAAUGAGACAUUUGAGCAAGUUCUGUAAUGAUGAAUACUUGUCUCAACUUGGUUUGACACCUAAAGCAACUGGAUUAGAGUUCUUGGGUAUCAAAUGAGUAUGUUCCUUCACAGAAUGGCAGGAAUUCUUACUUCAUUACCAAAGUGUGCAAUGCCUGAGAAGACCAUGCGAGAAGCCAACAAGUCCAUCAUAUGCUUAUGGUGUUAUUUUUGAUUGAAACAUUGUUAGGAGUGUGAUAGGUUCAUUCAUGGUUAGAUUAUUCGAGAGCUGCAGCCGGAGACGACUUAUUAAUUUGAUAAUAGUUUCGCUCAAAUUAUGAGUAUGAAGCAAUUAGUUUUCA